UUUUCCAUGGAAGUGAGGGAAACUUAGGAUGUGCAUCCUUGGUAAAAAAUAAUAAUUUUUAAUAGUAAAAAAAUAAAAUAUUUGUGACGUGUUAUGUUAAAUUGUUAUAAAAAUUAUGAAUGAUAUUAUUAUGGGCACCUUAAAAUGAAAUACAUUUUUAUUAAUAAUAAAAUUUAUAUCAUUUUGUAAUUUUACAAAAUUUUGUGAUAUUAUUAUAAAAUGUAUACCAUAUGUAUUGUUUUAGGAGUGGACAUACUCACAUCUCCCAAGCAAGUAAGAGAGAGCAGAAGUGUCAUAUUAAGGAAGACAGUCCCUGCACCACUUCUGGAAUUUGCCAUUGUUUACUUUUUAAUAGUGGUACACAAUUAUUCUGUUUUUUCUUUCCCAUCUUCAAAACCAAAGAAAGAAGAAAAGAGUGCUUAUAGAAAUGAUAAGACAGACAGACACCUUAAUCAGUGGUCACUCUUUUUGACUCUAUCUGCUCUGUUUCUUCUCUUCUCUUCUCUCUCUCUGCCAUUUUCUCAGAUUCCAUGUGAUAUAGAGUUACUUCCUUCAUUUUCACUGCCCUUCUGUUCUUUAGCAAUAGAGCAUACUAGGGGAAAUGACUACUCUCUAUCUCUCUCUCUCUCUCUAUAAAUGAUACCUAAGGUCCUGAGGUGACCUCAUUGGUGCUUCAUUUACUAGUCUGAAUCAAUCCAAGUGUACAAGUACUUGGCAUCUAUGGCUCAACAGGAAGAGGAAGGGUGGCCUUUGGGUUUGCAGCCAGUGAAUGUAAGAGUUGGGUUAGUCAGAAACCGUGAUUUUUAUGUAUCAACAUCAUUCAAUACUUUGCUCACCGGUUCUCUGAGUUCCUCUACAGAUUCUUCAUCUGAUUUAGACACAGAGUCCACAGGGUCUUUUUUCCAUGACAAAAGCAUCACACUUGGGAGCUUAAUGGGUGUUUCUAGCAUUGUCAAUCUCCCUAGAAGAUCAGUCAGAGGAAGAAGACCAGAAGUUUCAGGAGAGAAAAAGAUCUGCAAGCCCAAAACUUGGUGUUUCUCUCUAUGCCCAACGGAUAGUACAGAUGCCGAGACUGUGAACAACAAUACUUUGUCCCUCGGCCACUUUCUAGCAGUUGAAAGAAGGGCUGCCAUUGAAGAUAGAAGGAACCAUUUCCCUCUCAUUUAUGGACCGCAUGAGCUCGCUCUGGCUCAGCCAGAAAGUGAGCAAAAUUCACUGUUUGUUGAUGACUGCGUUGCCCCUCCUGUUCAUUCGAGUCCAUGGUUUGGAUCAGAUAUUGGUGAGAGGAGACAGAACAGAGGAUUGGAGCAUGGUAAUGGUGGGUAUGGAGUUCCAGUGCUGUUUUCAUGCAUGUGUGGACAAGAAGUCCACUAAUUACUAGCUUGUGUGAAAAUUAUCUGUGUGUGUUUCUCACAUUGAUGAUUGAUUUUUGGAAGAGAUUGGAGUUUGAAGUGAAACAGUAUUCCAUGAAGUUUCAAGUUCUUUGAGAAUCCGUCACUUUCUUUUCCUAGUUAAGUGGGGCUUAUAGUUCAGUAGUGUUUAGCACAUGAGAGCUUCUUGCUCUCCAUUAGCCCACUUUAAUGGCAAUUCAGUGCACGAGAUUUCUGUCAGUGUAAAGUCUAAACGAGAGUCAAAUUUAGGUAAUCUUACCCA
Molecule: messenger RNA, 1653 nt
Organism: Camellia sinensis
Lineage: Eukaryota; Viridiplantae; Streptophyta; Magnoliopsida; Ericales; Theaceae
Source: RefSeq, a predicted model, not a curated record